AGGAAGGAUCAAGAAAGAAACUUUACCCCCAUCCCAUGUCUGCAAAUUCAGCAAGAAGGAACUGUUUAUUCUCUAUCUCCCGCGCUUGAUUUCAGCAAUGGCUGGAUCCUACAGAUUGCUCCUCAAAGACCAUGUUCCGCUUCUAUCCAGGAACGGUCGAAAUAUCCUCACUCGACUGCUCAUGAAUCCUAGCCCUAAUCUUUCUCUUACGCGUUCGUCGCUCACCCCUAGUGCCACCGUCUUUGGAAGACCCUGUUCAAAUGUUGCUAAUGCAAAACCAUUGGAUUUUCCAAUAUCCCAGAAUCCUCCACACCAAAGUCACAAAGUAAGUGACAAUUUGACUUCCACUCCAGUGUCAUCUUUAAAGGUUACAGAGCUCGCCAAGUUUUCUGCCAUUGCUGAGACGUGGUGGGAUGCAGAAGGGCCUUUUAAGCCAUUGCAUGUGAUGAAUCCUACACGGCUAGCUUUCAUCCGUUCCACUCUAUGCAGACAUUUCAGCAAGGAUCCAAAUUCUCCCAAGCCUUUGGAAGGAUUGAAGAUAGUGGAUGUUGGUUGUGGAGGAGGAAUCUUAUCAGAGCCUUUGGCUAGGAUGGGAGCAACUGUAACAGCCAUUGAUGCCGUGGAGAAGAACAUCAUUAUUGCACGCCUUCAUGCGGAUUUGGACCCGGUAACUUCUGCAAUUGAAUAUCAAUGCACAACUGCAGAGAAACUGGUUGAGGAACAGAGGAAGUUCGAUGUUGUGGUUUCUUUAGAGGUAAUUGAGCAUGUUUCAGAUCCUGCACAAUUCUGUCAAUCACUGGCAUCAUUAACUGUUCCUGGAGGAGCAACCUUAAUCUCAACUAUAAAUCGUUCAAUGAGAGCCUAUGCAACCGCAAUUGUUGCUGCUGAAUAUGUCCUUCAAUGGCUUCCUAAAGGUACACAUCAAUGGUCAAGUUUUCUUACUCCUGAAGAACUCGUCCUUAUCCUUCAACGUUCUUCUAUAUCUAUUCAAGAGAUGGCUGGGUUUUUGUACAACCCCCUGACUGGUCGAUGGUAUCUUUCUGACGAUAUCGGUGUCAAUUUCAUUGCUUAUGGAACAAAAAAUCAUGAAGAAAUAGUGGAGUCAACAAUAUAGAUGAAUCCAAUGAAGAGCUGUAUCAAAGAAGAAAUUAGAAAGUUAGUUAAAGAGCUGAAUGAUUCAAGUUGUUCUUCUGACUGUCUGUAUUUGUUAUACUGUUAAUUAAUAUUAAUUCUUAGUUUUUGAUUUCUUAAAAUAAGUUCUCA
This is a messenger RNA of Impatiens glandulifera, 1263 nucleotides long. Its product is annotated as ubiquinone biosynthesis O-methyltransferase, mitochondrial. Gene Ontology annotation, molecular function: 2-methoxy-6-polyprenyl-1,4-benzoquinol methyltransferase activity. Gene Ontology annotation, biological process: ubiquinone biosynthetic process. The transcript has 9 exons. Lineage: Eukaryota; Viridiplantae; Streptophyta; Magnoliopsida; Ericales; Balsaminaceae. The coding region runs from base 98 to 1114 and encodes 338 amino acids. The record is from RefSeq and is a predicted model, not a curated record.